This is a messenger RNA of Silurus meridionalis, 1173 nucleotides long. RefSeq names its product proteasome 20S subunit alpha 6, like (gene psma6l). Bases 142 to 882 code for a protein of 246 amino acids. Gene Ontology annotation, biological process: ubiquitin-dependent protein catabolic process. Gene Ontology annotation, cellular component: proteasome core complex; proteasome core complex, alpha-subunit complex; cytosol. The transcript has 7 exons. The record is from RefSeq and is a predicted model, not a curated record. Lineage: Eukaryota; Metazoa; Chordata; Actinopteri; Siluriformes; Siluridae.
AAAAGAAAGUGAAAGUAAAAAACACGAACUUACAGGAAAGCCGCUUUGGGUACAGACGGCUUCAGGAUUCCGUUCUCUCAGUGUUUACAGGAAUUGGGUGGAAUAAAUUGUAUUAUUUUAAAUUAAAAGAAUUUAUCUACAAUGUCUCGGGGUUCAAACGCUGGUUUUGACCGCCAUAUUACCAUCUUCUCUCCUGAAGGGCGCUUGUACCAAGUCGAGUACGCCUUCAAGGCGAUCGCUCAGAGCGGACUGACCUCCGUGGGCAUCAGAGGACAAGACUGUGCCAUCGUCGUCACGCAGAAGAAAGUGCCGGACAAGCUUCUGGAUGCUUCUACGGUUACAAACAUCUUUCGCCUCACGCCACGCAUUGGAUGCGUGAUGACAGGACAUUAUGCCGACAGCCGAUCUCAGGUGCACCGUGCUCGUGUCGAGGCCGCCGAGUGGAAGUACAAGUUCGGCUAUGACAUCACGGCAGACAUGUUGUGUCGACGCAUGGCCGACAUCUCACAGGUUUACACGCAAAACGCUGAGAUGAGGCCUCUGGGCUGCUGUAUGAUGCUGAUCGCUGUGGAUCCUCAGCACGGCCCGGUGCUGUAUAAAUGCGACCCGGCUGGGUAUUUCUGUGGUUUCCAUGCUACGGCCGUCGGAGCCAAACAGACGGAGGCCAAUAGCUACCUGGAGAAGAAAAUGAAGAAGAGACCAGAGCUAACGUUUGAGAGGACAGUAGAGUUGGCGAUCACCUGCCUCUCGUCCGUCUUAGCGAUGGACUUCAAGGCCACUGAGCUGGAAGUGGGCGUGGUUAGUAAAGACAAUCCCAAAUUCAGAACUCUAAGUCAGGAGGAGAUUGAGACUCGCCUGGUGGCGAUAGCAGAUAGGGAGUAAAUGUGCCAGUAUAAACCACGCCCUCGGUGGGCGGAGUCACCACCCAGUGAACAUGCUAUCAUGCUUUAGUACAGCUGUCUUUUAUUAUAAUCAUUUUUUCUUACAAGAAACACACACCAUGGUUUGGUUGAGUCUCAGAUGAUGAACAUCUUCACUGAGAGGAAUUUGAUGAUGAUGAUGAUGAUGAUGAUGAUGAUAUAUGUAUAUCUUUAUAGGUAUUUUUAGAAUAAAUUCUACGUUUGACUUGCAGCAAAUCCCUAAAUAAAACUCAACACCUCAGACCAGCAAAAA